Colletotrichum karsti is the source of this 1563-nucleotide messenger RNA. RefSeq names its product mannosyl-oligosaccharide alpha-mannosidase precursor. Gene Ontology annotation, cellular component: endoplasmic reticulum; Golgi membrane. The transcript is spliced from 4 exons. Gene Ontology annotation, molecular function: mannosyl-oligosaccharide 1,2-alpha-mannosidase activity; calcium ion binding. The record is from RefSeq and is a predicted model, not a curated record. The coding region runs from base 1 to 1563 and encodes 520 amino acids. Gene Ontology annotation, biological process: carbohydrate metabolic process; N-glycan processing. Lineage: Eukaryota; Fungi; Ascomycota; Sordariomycetes; Glomerellales; Glomerellaceae.
AUGCACCUCUACCGCUCAGGAAGCCUUUUGGCCUUGACUGGGCUUCUUGCCCAGGUAUCCGCACUUCCUCAGAUUUCACUGCAGGCGGAUGCCGCUCCCACAUACAAAAACCAGCCCGAGAGAGCCGCCGCCGUGAAGGAGGCUUUCCAGCGCUCCUGGGAUGGCUAUCGGAAGUUCGCUUUUCCUAACGAUACCCUGAAGCCUGUGUCCAACACGUUCGAGAACGACCGCAAUGGAUGGGGUGCCAGUGCCGUUGAUGCGCUCAGUACAGCCAUCAUCAUGGAGAACAAGGACAUUGUUGGCCAGAUUCUGGAAUUUGUGCCAUCGAUUAACUUUGAUGUCACAUCUUCUGAAGUCUCGGUGUUUGAGACAACCAUCCGUUAUCUGGGCGGAUUGCUAUCGGGUUACGACAUGCUCAAGGGGACUCUCAAGGAUGUCGCUUCCAACUCGACAGGCGUAGAUGCGCUGCUCACCCAGGCAAAGAAACUUGCGGACAACCUCAAAGUGGCCUUCGACACACCCUCCGGUGUGCCGGACAACACUCUCGUCUACGACCCGAAACCGCGCAAGAACGGAUCUAGCACCAACGGUAUUGCGACCAUCGGAACUCUGGUCCUCGAGUGGACUCGCCUGAGCGACCUGACUGGCGACACUCAAUACGCCAACCUGUCGCAACGUGGAGAGAACUACCUGCUCAAGCCCAACGAAGAGGUGUUCCCCGGCCUCCUGGGCACCGAUGUGUUCAUCGAGAACGGCACGUUCGCCGAUCGCAGCGGAGGCUGGAACGGCGGAACGGACAGCUUCUACGAGUAUCUCAUCAAGAUGUGGGUGUACGACCAAAAGCGGUUUUCUCUCUACAAGGACCGCUGGGUGGCUGCGGCCGACUCUUCUAUCAAGUUCCUGGCAUCCAACCCGUCGACGCGUCCGGAUCUCACCUUCCUCGCCGCCUACACCAAUGCCCAGAUUAGAUUCGUGUCGAGUCACUUGGCAUGUUUCGACGGUGGCAACUUCAUCUUGGGCGGCCUUGUCCUUAAGGAGCAGAAAUACGUUGAUUUCGGUAUCAAGCUUACGGAGGGUUGCCGUGAGACGUACAAACAAACAGCCACCCGCAUCGGACCCGAAAUCUUCCGGUGGUUCGAAGACAAGCCCGGCAUCAACACCACUUUGAACCCCCAGCCCCCGGCCAACCAGACUGAUUUCUACAACAAAGCCGGAUUCUGGAUUAGAAGCGAUGGUGGCUCGUACGUGCUUCGGCCAGAGGUCAUCGAAAGCUACUACUAUGCCUAUCGCGCCACCGGAGACUCCAAGUACCAGGACUGGGCAUGGGAUGCGUUCCUCGCCAUCAACAAGACUUGCAGCGUCGGCAGCGGGUUCUCGUCCAUCACGAACGUCAACGAUCCAAAGGGUGGUUCUUUCGACGACUUCCAAGAGAGCUUUUGGUUCGCCGAGGUGAUGAAGUACAGUUACUUGAUCCAAGCUACCGACGCCAAGGUUCAAGUUGAGGUUGCGGACAAUAAGUGGGUGUUCAACACGGAGGCUCAUCCGUUCCAGGUCCCUUCAUAA